AUCAGUGGGUUAUUUUGGCAACACGGAUACGCAUGGAGCUCCCAUCAGCCUCCGCUCUUCUUUUCUUUCUUUCUUUUUUUUUUUUUUUACGCACCGAGUCCGAUUAUGCGCGCAGGUACACGGACCCUAAUUGGCUCAUUUUCCACCGCUGCGCCGCGCUGUUAAUCACCUGCUGAGGACUAAUAUGAAAGGAGUGGACGUGGAGGUGUGACCGAGGCUCUCCUCUAACAUAAUAAAAUAAAAUAAAAUAAUAAUUUAAAUAAGAACAAGCAAAGGAAGAAGAAGAAGAAGAAGAGGAGGCGCGUUUCUCGUGGAUCAGAUUCUUGUUUUUCACCCCCUCUCUCUCUCUCAUCGCGUCCUAAAAGCAUGGAUGUCCUGGCGAACCACAGUAUCUUCCAGGAACUUCAGCUCGUCCACGACACCGGCUACUUCUCCGCCAUGCCGUCGCUGGAGGAAAACUGGCAGCAGACAUGUCUGGAACUGGAGCGUUAUCUGCAGACAGAGCCUAAACGUCUCUCGGAGCUUUUUGACCAGGAUCUUGAUGGCCUCCUUACUCCAGCCUACCUAAAGGAGGAUGGCGAGGAAGACCUGACGGAUUCCCUGCUCCCGGGCCUGCCCCACCUUCCGGAGCCACUGAGUCCACCUCCGGUGAUCCUGUGCCACGCGCGGCAGAGUGUACCGCCCUCCGUACCAAUGACGAGGGACCUGAAACCCAAGGGACAGGAGCCUGAAAACGCAGAGGGGCUCGAAGGGGUCCACCAGGCUCAGCUGAGCGCCGUUACCUCCCUGACGCCCCCGUCUUCACCGGAACUGGGCCGACACCUCAACAAACCCAACCAGACGCUCACGGCCACGGCUGAUGGGACGCUGACUUUGAAGCUGGUGGCCAGGAAGGUGGGUCUCAGCGCCGCCCAGCUGGUGGCAGGACAUGCACUUCCUGUCCAGGUGAAGGACGAAGAGGAGGGGGCAGCGUGCAUGGUCGGAGAUCUACCGGAGAACAAGAAGAGGAUCCACCGUUGCCAGUUUAAUGGCUGCAGGAAGGUGUACACCAAGAGCUCCCACUUAAAGGCACACCAGAGGACACAUACGGGUGAGAAGCCGUACAAAUGCUCAUGGGAGGGCUGUGAGUGGCGAUUCGCCAGGAGCGACGAGCUGACGAGGCACUACCGCAAACACACCGGUGCCAAGCCUUUUAAGUGCAACCACUGUGACAGGUGUUUCUCCCGGUCGGAUCACUUGGCGCUGCACAUGAAGAGGCACAUCUGAGGACUCUGAGAGAGGUCAAGCAGGAGCGGUACAGAGGAGAAGUAGGACAAAAAAAGGGAAGAUGGACUGUCAAGCUGAGGAAAAAACAAACGCAGAUGACAGCGAGAGACGGCGUGUUGGACUUGGAAAAAAACAACCAGAUUUAAUCAUUCAGAUUUGGUUUUGUACGGAAGCACACGAGGGACGCUGACAGAAACACACAUCUGCGCUGAAACAUUUGGUCUGUAACACCACAGCGACGCGUCGUCGACAUGUCGAUAAUACACAUGCCCCACCCCCACCCCCACCUCAUGUGGGACGUCGCAUCCCAUAUGAGUGUCGGGCCAUGUGCUUAACCAUUUGCAAGCUCUUUAUUUUUUUUAGCAUCCUUGUGGUUUUUAGCAGCAAUACCCCUUCCAAAGUACCACCCUGUUCAAGCAAAGGGCCAGCGAAUGCACCAAUGCCGAACUUGGCCAGUUGUACAGCCAUUUUUUUUUUAGUUUAUGUGUGUGUGUGUGUACAAACUGCAAAUCAAGAUCCCCACCUCUACGAGACAACCUAAAUUUGAAGAACUGCUCAACAGUAGCCCACCCUGCCUCAGCCUUUGCAAUUCACCAAAGGGUUUUUAUUAUCCAACGCACUGGACAAGCGAUAAUUCGACAGCUUGUCACCUGACCCGCCCCCCAACCCCGUCACAUCCCUGCCAAUUGGAUCCACCCAUAAAUCUUUCUGUUUUGAUGGCGUCGGAGUGUUAGCUUUGAAACGAGCAUUGGAUUGGAUUUCUCAAAGACGUAGAUGAUGGGGAGUGUGUUGCACUGAUGUUCUAUGAAGAUUGAGGUCAUCCAGGGGGCCGGGCUGGCUUACUUUAUGAUCAUCAUCGACUGAGACGAACUAAUCUACUCUGGGAACGCCAGCUGAAACUGAGAGUCUAGAGAGAUGUGAGGCAGCUUUUUUACAGUCUUUUUUUUUCUUUCCUCUCUGGAAUCUCAGCUGCUGCAAGUUGUCUGAAAUGGUUGCACAAUUGACUCUUUCCAAUGUUUUUGUUUUUUUUUUUUGUAAAAAAACCCCGAAAAAACAAAAACAGGUGUCACUGUGUCACAUUUUGUGACUUGUGAAAAUGCUGGCUUUUACAUGGGACUGUGGACAGCCACACGCACAAGUUGAAGCAGCUAAGUGGACUGUGAUAGCACACCGAACACAGACGAGAACAUUAUGUAUUUAAAGGUUUUAUUGUUUCUAUAAGAAGAGUCUCCUAUUUGUUUGAAAAGAAACAAAAAAAAAUACAAUCUAAAUAAAAGACGUCUUUGAAGGACUCACUGGAAAUGGAUGCAGCCAAAAAGAAGAAAAUUUAAAAAAAGACAGAUGCCUGAAAUGAUCUCUUUGGCCUUUUAAGAGUGAUUGGCACCCAACUAGCAGCUGGACUGAGGAAGUCCCAUCCGCAGCACACAUUCCUGCAGAAUUCUUCCAAUUAAGAUAUUCUCGGGGUUGAGUUUAAAAAAAAGGCACUCAACAGCUCUUUGAAUUUGGCCCUAUGUUUAUCCACAUGCAUAUCUGCAGACUUCCUGACCAUCAUGUAUGUCGGAAUGCAGGAGAGACUCGCAGGCAGGGGCACAUUCAAUCAGUUGUCAGAGCAAAGUCAAUGUGAAUGUAUCCGUUGCAAACCUGAACGUGUUUUUUGCUUGACCCAUUAAAACCACUGGAGAAUGGUUGGUUACGGUCAUGCUA
This is a messenger RNA of Austrofundulus limnaeus, 2970 nucleotides long. RefSeq names its product Krueppel-like factor 7. Gene Ontology annotation, molecular function: DNA-binding transcription factor activity, RNA polymerase II-specific; RNA polymerase II cis-regulatory region sequence-specific DNA binding. Bases 367 to 1266 code for a protein of 299 amino acids. The transcript has 4 exons. NCBI's taxonomy places the organism in Eukaryota, Metazoa, Chordata, Actinopteri, Cyprinodontiformes, Rivulidae. The record is from RefSeq and is a predicted model, not a curated record. Gene Ontology annotation, biological process: regulation of transcription by RNA polymerase II.